Cooperia oncophora is the source of this 1689-nucleotide messenger RNA. NCBI's taxonomy places the organism in Eukaryota, Metazoa, Nematoda, Chromadorea, Rhabditida, Trichostrongylidae. The record is from the annotation of a GenBank genome assembly.
AUGGGCUCCUCAACUCCGGCUGCGGACCAAAGACCCCAAACAAGUGGUGAUAUCCGUAACGGAAAAGCGAAGAGGAAGACCAGCAAAGAUAAGUCUGCACCGGAACAUCCAACCCAAGAGUCAGCCGAGCACCCUACGAACAAAGCCAAGUCACUGGAAGCUGUUAAAACACAAUCGGAUGUGGAAAUGGCUGCUGCAGCACCAUCUGGAACCCGAGCAACUGCCAAACCUGGAGAAGGAGGUAGACUUGAAGCUGGAGCGGAUGCAAAUGUUGCUGUGCCGGGUCGUAAGCAAGGGGAUCCAAACGCAGGCAGGAACCCUAUUGUGCGCUUUAUUCUACAGCUUUUCAAGCCAAAAUUCCGCUACAUCAGGGAUCUCUACCCGAUCAUGUUCGGACUGGAUGUUUUGGCAUUCCUAAUUAUUGCGUUUGGUUAUUCGUCUUUUGGUGAAGGUGGAUCAGGAAAUGUCAUCGGUGAUAUUCAGGCAAGUCGGAUUCCACUGACGUUCGUCGUGAUGCUGAUCGUCAUGACGUUAAUGAUUGUAAUCGAUCGCGCUUUGUAUCUUCGUAAAUGGGUUUAUGGAAAACUCGCCUACCAAUUGUUAAUGAUCGUGUUCCUUCACAUAUGGAUCUUCUUCUUAUUACCGUAUCUCACUCGACGCUCUGCAAUGGAGAAUACCGUAGCACAGGCGUUGUACGUGGUGAAAUGUUUGUACCUCUUGGUUUCGGCAUGGCAAAUUCGUAACGGCUACCCGCAACUCUGCACAGGCAACCUCCUUACCCAUGCCUAUGGCUUGGCGAAUAUGAUUUUCUUCAAAAUAUUCAUGCUGGUGCCAUUCCUGUUCGAACUUCGCACAGCGAUUGAUUGGACCUGGACGGAUACGUCGAUGCCAUUAUUUGAUUUCUUCAACAUGGAGAAUUUCUAUGCUACAAUUUAUAAUUUGAAAUGUGCACGACAGUUUGAACAGAGUUAUCCGUCACCAAGAGGAGAACCGAAAGGUGUUGUCGUGAAGUACAUGAUGGGACUGCCAAUGAUUCUGCUUAUAGUUUUCCUCGUUUGGUGUCCGUUACUGGCGUUUUCGUUGAUGAACCGAAUAGGUGAUAUCUCGAUUCCUGACCGAGUACGACUAACGAUGUCGCUGGAGGGUUACCCGCCCCUGUACGAGAUCGAAGCCCAGGGAUCUGAGUUACGAUCAAUGACAGCGGACGAGCAGAAGUAUCUGACGGAUACAAUGAGUCGAAGGUAUUUCCCAUCGCCGAACAGUACCGAUUCCAUGAAGCGAUCGCGUGAUAGUGUGUCGUUUUUGAAGGAGUAUACAACAAGCGAUAUACUGGUAGUUAACUUCCGUCCGGAGUCUGAAGUAGCAUGGGGAAUAUCCGAGGCGUCACGUGUUGCACUGAUUCAACAGCUGAAAGGCAAUUCAUCGAUAAACUUCAUCGUAGCAGUGGAAUUCUCUCGACCAUAUGAUGAAAAGAAGAAGGAAGUGCAGAAACAUGCCACCCAAUGGUCUAUCGAAUUCAAAGGAGAUGACAAACAACGCAAAGAAUGGGUUGCAAUCCUGGAAAGUCAGGGUGGACAGACGGUAUGCUUUAUUCACUCUGAGAACUUCUAUUUUUCUAAUAAACGAUAUCAAACUCUCCGCCUGUCCCUCCCUGGUAGUGUCGGAAGACUUCUCAUCCUUACCCGUUAG